Alternaria conjuncta is the source of this 1641-nucleotide messenger RNA. RefSeq lists its product as uncharacterized. NCBI's taxonomy places the organism in Eukaryota, Fungi, Ascomycota, Dothideomycetes, Pleosporales, Pleosporaceae. Gene Ontology annotation, molecular function: transmembrane transporter activity. Gene Ontology annotation, cellular component: membrane. Gene Ontology annotation, biological process: transmembrane transport. The transcript is spliced from 6 exons. The coding region runs from base 1 to 1641 and encodes 546 amino acids. The record is from RefSeq and is a predicted model, not a curated record.
AUGGCUGCAUCUACACCAGUAGAAAAGCAGGCCCCCAUCACCGAAACCGCUGACCCAAGGUCGUCACACGGCUCGAAAUCACCACCGCCGCAACAUGGCUCACACGAAGACCAUCCGUUCAGCGACCCGGUAACGGCUCAGCGCUGGCGUCAAAUAUACGAAAAUGCCGAGUACGAAGGACGUCAUCGGUUUGACCCAGCGUAUACAUGGGAAGUUGAAGAAGAGAAACGUCUAGUCAAAAGGCUGGACUGGCGUAUAGCUCUUUGGGCAUGGAUCAUGUUUAUAUCGAUGGAGUUGAAUCGAAGGAACAUCAAUCGAGCGAUCUCAGACAAUUUGCUGAAAGACUUAGGCAUGAACACAAACGACUAUAAUUAUGGUCAGACUAUCUUUCUCGCUUCUUUCCUCUUUGCCGAACUUCCCAGUGGCCUGAUAAGCAAGAAGCUUGGUGCUGAUCGGUGGAUCCCAACCAUUAUUUGCAUUUGGUCCAUUGUCAGCGCUUCACAAUGCGCCAUGAAGACCAAAGCUCACUACUUUGCUAUUCGAUGCAUCCUUGGUCUUCUCAUGGGCGGCUUCAUCCCAGACAUCGUCCUCUGGUUGACAUACUUUUACAAAUCCAAUGAACUUCCACACCGGCUAGCGUGGUUCUGGACUGCGCUGAGUACUUGCAAUAUCGUCGGCUCUCUGCUUGCAGCAGGUAUAUUGCAGAUGCGAGGACUUCAUGGCUGGGGAGGUUGGCAGUAUUUGUUCUUAAUCGAAGGCAUCAUGACUCUAGCCAUCGGCAUCCUCUCCUUCGGCCUCAUGCCCCCUGGCGCCUGCCAAACGCAACACUGGUUCCGCGGCAAAAACGGCUGGUUCACCCCACAUGAAGAGUACAUUCUCGUCAACCGCAUUCUCCGCGACGACCCCUCAAAAGGCGACAUGAACAACCGCCAAGCAGUCGGCCUUCCGCUCCUCUGGAAAGCAGCGUGCGACUGGGAACAAUGGCCCCUCUACAUCAUCGGCCUGACUGCUUACGUCCCACCUAACCCGCCGCAAAACUACCUCUCGUAUAUCCUGCGCCAACUCGGCUUUUCCGUCUUCGAAGCCAACUUACUUGCCAUACCCAGCCAGUUUCUCUACGCCAUCCAACUUCUUGCCGUCACGUGGCUAUCUGAGAAGUUCAAAGAGCGCUCCAUGAUAUCUAGUCUAUCCAACAUCUGGAUCUUCCCCUGGCUCGUCGCUCUUGUCGUUCUGCCUGCAGACGCAAACCCGUGGGUCAGGUAUGCGCUCCUCACAGGCCUGCUGUCUUAUCCGUACUGCCACGCCAUCCUCGUAAGCUGGAACGCGAAGAACUCAAACUCUGUCCGUACACGCGCCGUCUCUGCGGCUUUCUACAACAUGUUUGUGCAGUCGGGUAAUAUCAUUGCUACUAAUAUUUAUCGCGAUGACGAUCAGCCAUUGUACCGCAGGGGCAACAGGAUCCUGCUGGGUAUCUGUGUGUAUAACGUUUUCUUAUUCUAUGCGGUAAAGGCGUUUUACAUUUGGAGGAAUCGCGUAAGAGAUGGGCAAUGGAAAGCUAUGACCAAGGAAGAGCAGGAGGAUUAUGUUUUCAACACGAAGGAUGAGGGGAUGAAGAGGCUGGACUUCAGGUUUUCCCACUGA